Messenger RNA from Cicer arietinum (chickpea), 1587 nucleotides. The record is from RefSeq and is a predicted model, not a curated record. Lineage: Eukaryota; Viridiplantae; Streptophyta; Magnoliopsida; Fabales; Fabaceae.
AUGGCUCGAACCAAACAGUUUGCACGAAAAAAUGCCUCUCUCUGUACACCACCCUCUUCAUCGUCCUCAUACCAAUCCAGAGAGCGUUCUCCCUCUCCACCACCUCGCCCUUCACCACCACACUCAUCUUCCGCCUCUCCAUCUCCUCAAAACAGUCAAGAAGUUCUAAACCUCAUGCCUUUGUCUACCUUUCUUCCACCACUAUACACUCGUCCUACACCAAACUACACUCAAGUGCCUCCCCAUCUUCGCACCAGAAUCACUCCUCCACGUCGCUCCAUGCACGUCCAGUCUGGUAUUGGUACAUCAAAGUCCAUGAACCCUAAACCUUUUUACUUCAUUAUUUCAGACUCUGAGAGUGAUGACUCUUCUGAAUCGUGUCCCCCAGUAGAAAAAUCACCAACACAAACUGAACCACAAAGACACACGAUGCCUACAGUACCAACACCUUCACCACAAAAUCCACCAACGACUACUAACCCUUCGACACCCUCAAAAUCGGCUUUCUCUUCUGAACCUUCACACGCAACUCCUCCCCAUCAAAAACGGAGAUCGUUAAAUGACAUCGUUUCUCCUUCUCCAAACCAAAAAGAACCACUCUCUCAACCAAAACCACCAACUAAACCCAUGAGAACCAAAAACACAAUCACUAUUGCUCAGUUUCUUGCUCGAAAAAAUCUCUCAAAUCCUCAAAGAAAGAAAACGCUUGCCCCAAAACAAAACCUAAAAAACAGUCAAAAACCAAUUUCUCCAGAACAAGAACGUUCUCCAACUGCUCCUCCACAAGAACGUUCACCAUCACAAGAACAUUCUCCAACUGCCCCUCCACCAAAAUCUUCUCCACAAAAGAAUUCCAAACGAUCUUCCCCUAUAUCCACAUCCUCUGAUUCUGAACCAUCUCCCCCAACUAAGAAACCAAAACAGAAUGCUCCUCCUCUAAUCUCCCUUGCAAAAUCAAAACUCUUCAAUGAAAAAUCGGCUCAACGCCCAAUCCUUGCCAAGGACAAGGGCAAGCAACCUGCACUUAAUCAAGAGGUAUCUAAGAAAAGGAAGGAACCACCAUCAGAGAAGCUUUUGGCUAAUGCUAUGAAAGAGAUUUCUCAGAAGAAAAAGAAGCCUGUUACAUCACCCCCACCUAAGAAAACUCCUGCACCUAAGGAUAAGGAUGCAGAAGUCACCAUUCCAGCAGAAUUUCUAAAAAGGAAAAUCCAUGAGGGUUUUCUUUCAUCUACUCUGGACAGUUAUCCAAAACUGAUAAGGGAGUUUUAUGCAAACUUCAAGCUUACUGAUAAGGGAUUCAAGACUCAGAUUAAAGGUAAACGGUUAUCAAUGUCUUUUGAAGAUUUUGCUGAAUUGACAGGAUUGCCAUUCCACGGAACAUCCUUAGACGGUAGUUCUGAUGCGGAUGCAACUGACGAAGGAUGGGAAGCAUCACUGGACAGGCACACGGCAGUGAAAGAUAUUAUGGUUGAUGGAAAUCACGCGGUUGUUCAGAAGCUAGAUAUUCUACUGUUAUGGGGAUUAUCCAAAGAACUAAAGAUGAGUUGGACUUGGAUUGUGCUAAGGCACAUGCUAGAAGCUUCGUAG